UUGGAAAACUCGCGCCAUUCCUCAGGCUUGAUUGCGUGCCGCCCUCUUCCACGGCCUUAUCCCAUUCACUCCCUCACAUCACACUCCCAGAGAACUCUCUCGGCAAGUUCAGCGUCUAGAAUGCGAAGCACCACUCUUGCUCUUCUGCUACUUAGCGCACUUCUAAUCAGUGCACAGAAGUCACAUGCCAAAGGAACGCCAGAGUUGGUGCAACCUAUAGUUUAUGAGAGCGACAAUAGUGAACUGCUUGCAAAGGUUUCAUCGCAAUUGCUAAACGCCCUUGCCAAUAUUGAGAGCAUGCAGGAAGGUACACCAAUCAAGAUCGCCGAAAAACGUCGCAACAAGUUCGAAUUCAUCCGAUUUGGUCGAAAGUGA
This is a messenger RNA of Cooperia oncophora, 375 nucleotides long. The record is from the annotation of a GenBank genome assembly. NCBI's taxonomy places the organism in Eukaryota, Metazoa, Nematoda, Chromadorea, Rhabditida, Trichostrongylidae.